Aspergillus oryzae RIB40 is the source of this 315-nucleotide messenger RNA. RefSeq lists its product as uncharacterized. The coding region runs from base 1 to 315 and encodes 104 amino acids. NCBI's taxonomy places the organism in Eukaryota, Fungi, Ascomycota, Eurotiomycetes, Eurotiales, Aspergillaceae. The record is from RefSeq and is a predicted model, not a curated record. The transcript is spliced from 2 exons.
AUGUUUGUUGUGUUUUCGCUGUUUUAUCCUUGUUGUCAAAGGGUUGGCAUACACGAUCGGUUCGUGGCUGGAGACUUCGAUCUGCUCGAUUCACAAUGGUCUUCCCAAGUGGAUCGCCUUGACAGUGGGGAAAUCCUGUCAGCUCCAGGACCCCCUUGUAUUACCCUCAAUUGUAAAGCCGCCAAACCGGGACGAGCGGGCUAUGUUGUUGCCUCAGCCUUCCGGUUCAAAUUCGAGGGAGAUAAGGAAUACCCGGGUCAGGCAGGAAAGCAGGCAUGGUUCAGCUUGACGCUGGAACCAGUAAUAAUGAAGUAA